UGUCUGAUAAGGAAAAAAAUCACAAUUUAAAAUUCGUAAAAAAUACCUUUUUUGAAUUUUAAGUUUUAACGGGACUAAUUAGAAGUAAGAACUGACUAUCAGAGAGACAGUCUUCGCUGUAGAUACACAGAAAAGAAUAAAAUACUGUACGGAGCUGCCAUCGCCACUGAUACCCCACACGACUGCGGAGCCUUGAACAGUCUCGUUACCGAACGAUGGAAGACUCAAUACUUCAAUUACUUAUUGUUGGCGUUUUAUGGGGCAGCACGAAUCCAUUUCUGAAAGCUGCUACCAGUAAAAUAAAAAGAAAUAAGACAUUUAGUAUAAUUUCUGAGGUUACUAAUCAUGUAACCAAUUGGCAUUAUUUGAUACCAUUUAUUAUCAACCAAUGUGGUUCCUUGUUGUUCUAUUUCACUUUAAAAUAUUCAGACAUAUCUUUGGCUGUUCCUAUUGCAAAUGGAGUUUCAUUUGCGAGUACAUCAAUAGUAGGCACCUUGAUUGGAGAAGAAAAACCAAAAUUUAGAACGAUGGUUGGAAUACUAUUUUUAUUAUUUGGUAUUGUUUGUUUAAUUAUAGAU
This is a messenger RNA of Rhopalosiphum maidis (corn leaf aphid), 578 nucleotides long. RefSeq names its product transmembrane protein 234 homolog. Lineage: Eukaryota; Metazoa; Arthropoda; Insecta; Hemiptera; Aphididae. The record is from RefSeq and is a predicted model, not a curated record. The transcript is spliced from 5 exons. The annotation marks the transcript as partial.